AUAGCUGCUACUGUUCCGCUCGCUCGCUCACCCCCCUCCCUCCUCUCUGUAUAAAUAAGCCUUUAAUAAACAAACCGAAACCGAGAGAGAGAAUCUUCGUAUUGAAAUGAGGGAACCUAUUGAAACCAACAACGGAUCACCUCCACCACUACCUCCACAAGCGUUGCUCGAGAGGCUUAAAGAUUAUGGCCAGGAAGACGCUUUUGCCCUCUGGGACGAGCUCUCUACUGAAGAGCGGGAACUCCUUGUCAAGGACAUCGAGAGCUUAGAUCUUCCAAGGUUGGAUCGGAUAAUCCGAUGUUCGCUUCGAUCUCAAGGGCUACCGGCGGCGGCAAUUGAGCCGGUUCCGGAGAAUACCGUGUCGACGGUAGAAGAUAGAACGAUAGAAGAAAGAGAGAGAUGGUGGAAGAUGGGAUUGAAAGCAAUCUCUGAUGGCAAAUUGGCUGUUGUGCUAUUAUCUGGUGGCCAGGGGACAAGGCUAGGAAGUUCAGAUCCAAAAGGAUGUUUCAAUAUAGCGCUUCCAUCUGGCAAAUCACUCUUUCAACUUCAAGCUGAGCGAAUUUUGUGUGUCCAAAGAUUAGCAGCCCAAGCUUCAAGUGAAGGUUCUGGAAGCUCAGUUUCGAUACAUUGGUACAUAAUGACCAGCCCGUUUACUCAUGAUUCCACACGAUUUUUUUUUGAAAAUCACAAGUACUUCGGCCUUGAAGCAGAUCAGGUUACCUUCUUCCAGCAAGGCACCAUACCUUGUGUUUCCAAGGAUGGCAGAUUUAUCAUGGAGACUCCAUUUAGGGUAGCUAAGGCUCCGGAUGGGAAUGGAGGAGUAUAUUCAGCGCUGAAAUAUUCAAAAUUAUUAGAGGAUAUGGCCUCAAGAGGGAUCAAGUACGUGGACUGCUAUGGGGUUGACAACGCACUGGUACGUGUAGCUGAUCCAGCUUUUUUGGGAUAUUUCAUUGAUAAAGGUGUAGCAGCUGCAGCAAAAGUUGUUCGUAAGGCAUACCCCCAAGAAAAGGUUGGUGUUUUUGUAAGGCAAGGUAAAGGUGGACCUCUUACCGUGGUUGAAUACAGUGAGCUGGAUCAGUCACUGGCUUCUGCAGUUAAUCAACAAACUGGACGCCUUCGUUUUUGUUGGAGUAAUGUGUGCUUGCACAUGUUCUCUUUGGAUUUUCUAAACCAAGUAGCAAAUGGCCUUGAGAAAGACAGCAUUUACCAUCUAGCUGAGAAAAGAAUUCCUUCUAUUCAUGGUGAUACGAUGGGAUUAAAACUAGAGCAAUUCAUAUUCGAUGCAUUCCCAUAUGCUCCUUCAACAGCUCUUUUUGAGGUACCACGUGAAGAAGAAUUUGCACCUGUAAAAAAUGCCAAUGGGUCAAAUUUUGACACUCCUGAGAGUGCUCGGCUGCUUGUUCUUCGACUGCAUUCUCGCUGGGUGGUUGCAGCAGGUGGCUUCUUAACACAUUCGGUGCCUUUAUAUGCAACUGGUGUGGAGGUAUCACCACUUUGCUCUUAUGCUGGCGAAAAUCUAGAGGCCAUAUGCCGGGGAAGAACAUUUCACGCACCUUGUGAGAUUACAUUCUAGUUAAAUCUGUAUCCAAAUAUUCUUGAUUUGUACGGAUCCCAUUGGAAAGGGGUUAUCCAUCCCACGCAUGUGUUGUGGUAGAUUGGCGAGAGAUAAGAGUUCCAGGUUUUGUUACAUCCUGGGUGUGAUGUCAAGAAUGAUACAAUUUGAUUAACGUAUAUCAUUCAAGUUAUUGUUGAGCAAUGAUAAUCCUCUCUUCUUCUUUUUUCCAA
This is a messenger RNA of Populus trichocarpa (black cottonwood), 1785 nucleotides long. Its product is annotated as UDP-N-acetylglucosamine diphosphorylase 2. The transcript has 15 exons. The coding region runs from base 107 to 1573 and encodes 488 amino acids. The record is from RefSeq and is a predicted model, not a curated record. Gene Ontology annotation, biological process: UDP-N-acetylglucosamine biosynthetic process. Gene Ontology annotation, molecular function: UDP-N-acetylglucosamine diphosphorylase activity. Lineage: Eukaryota; Viridiplantae; Streptophyta; Magnoliopsida; Malpighiales; Salicaceae.